Messenger RNA from Silurus meridionalis, 636 nucleotides. RefSeq names its product NDUFA4 mitochondrial complex associated a (gene coxfa4a). The transcript is spliced from 4 exons. The record is from RefSeq and is a predicted model, not a curated record. The coding region runs from base 118 to 366 and encodes 82 amino acids. Lineage: Eukaryota; Metazoa; Chordata; Actinopteri; Siluriformes; Siluridae.
CUUGAAGGGACGUCGCUGCGUUGCUAUUAGCAUUAGCAGAGAAGCUUAGUGUGACUUUCCCCAAGGCCGCGACCAUUUCUACAGCUGUGUGAAUAUUUUGUUUGGAAGAAAACGAGAAUGUUGGGCACAGUUAGCCGGCAGUUGAGAACCCACCCGUCUCUGAUCCCCCUCUUCAUCUUCAUCGGAGGUGGCUGUACGAUGUCUCUGUCUUACCUGGCUCGACUGGCUUUACGUAACCCCGAUGUCUGUUGGGACAAAUCCAACAACCCUGAACCCUGGAACAAACUGGGGCCUAACGAGCAGUACAAGUUUUUCAGCGUGAACAUGGACUACGCCAAACUGAAGAAGGAUCGACCCGACUUCUAAAUCCACAGAAUCCUGGAGAAGCCUCUUUUACACACUGCUGGACUAAAGGCUUGAGAGAAAUGAAAAUUAACAACGUAAUUGGUGCAUCCCCCCUCCCUCUCUGGCGUCCUCUGACUCUGAGAAGAGGCACAAUCGCACAAUUUUAACUCUUGUCAUUUGCAAGACCUUUUUUUUGUAAAUUAUUUGGAUUAAAUCCUACUAGUUUUUCUCAUUCUUUGUACUUGUCUACAGCAAAACAAUAAAGGAGGCUUAUCUCCCUUGUACAGAAAA